Messenger RNA from Eremothecium gossypii ATCC 10895, 1527 nucleotides. RefSeq names its product DNA-directed DNA polymerase IV (gene POL4). The transcript has a single exon. The record is from RefSeq and is marked provisional. Gene Ontology annotation, molecular function: DNA binding; DNA-directed DNA polymerase activity. Gene Ontology annotation, biological process: double-strand break repair via nonhomologous end joining. NCBI's taxonomy places the organism in Eukaryota, Fungi, Ascomycota, Saccharomycetes, Saccharomycetales, Saccharomycetaceae. Gene Ontology annotation, cellular component: nucleus. Bases 1 to 1527 code for a protein of 508 amino acids.
AUGUUCAAGGAUCAUAGCUUUGUAUUCCUGCCCAAUGGCAGCACGCCGCGGGCGCGCAUCGUGGCCCAAGUCCUGCGGCGCCACGGCGGGUCCCUGCAAGAGGGGGCGGGCGACAGCCCCAUCACAUACCUAGUCCCGGACCAGUAUCUGACGGCGACAGGGGAGGUCAAGAAUAGAGAGCUGUUUGAGCUUGAGGAGCAGCGGCCGGGCACCUGGCGCAAGGGAGCAGUGCGGCUGUCGUGGGUUUCAGACUGCGUCAAGGCCGGACAAUUGCUGAACAAGGAAAAUUACGCUGUAAAGCCGCCCCAACGUGCGGAAGGCAAACGGCUAGGCAAAAGGCGGCGUGAGUCGGAGCAUUCUGCUGCUGCAGCAGCUGCUCGGCCCGCGACGCCGUUGGAAGGCAAUGCCAAGGUGGCCUGUGCGCUGCAACAGUUGGCAGAAAGGUGCCGGCUGCAGGGGGAGGCGUUCCGCAAUAGGGCGUACCUCCUGGCCCGUGAGGCGGUAUUGGAGCUGCCGUACAGCAUCCAAACGUAUGAGCAGGCGCGAUCGCUGCCAAACGUCGGGGACGGGAUCGCGCAGAAGAUCGCGCUGCUGGCGGCGGGCGGUAGCGUGCCUGGGCUGGAGCUGGAGCUGACGCCGGAUGAGCGGAUCGUGCGCUACUUCGCGGCGUGUCACGACGUGGGGCCGGGGCGCGCGCAGCAGUGGCGCGCGCUUGGGUUUGAGUCCUUUGCGGACGUGCUGCGCGCGUCGCCACAGUGGCGGCUGCCGUGGGCGAUGUUGUACGGGAUGAGGUUCUACGAGGACUGGCAGCUGCGGAUCCCGCGCGACGAGGUGGGCGAGCACGCGGCCGUUCUCGAGCAGUGCGCUCCUGCGGGGAUGAGCGUGGUCAUUGCGGGCUCGUAUAGCCGCGGCAGCACCACGUGCGGAGACAUCGACGUCGUGCUGUACCGCGAGGGCUGCGACGACCCCGAGGUGCUGGCGGACGACCUCACAGCGCUGGUGCAGCGACUGGUGAGCAUCGGCUACGUGGAGUGCCCGCUGCAUCUCAGCAAACGGCUGCAGCCACUUUUUGACCCCGCAGUGCAUUCCCUGGCCCGCGGGCUCGGAGUGAGUGUUUCUGGGCGGCUAAGCGAGAAGGACACACUGGCACGGUUCUACAGCGGAGUACGACUGCCCGGAAAGGCGCCGGUUCCGCCGGGGGCGCCUGCGAUCCCGUAUGUGGCUCAAGACCGCGAGCUAUUUGCGCCGCACGCCAGCGGUUCCGCGCGGCCGUGCCGCCGACUCGACCUACUGACGUGCAAGUGGAGCGAGCGCGGCGCAUGCCUGUUGUACUUCAUCGGCAACGACACUUUCAACAAGGCUCUGCGGACGCGGGCCUCCGCGCAGGGCAUGACGCUGAAUCAGCACGGCCUGUUUGACAAGUCGAGCGGCGCGUGCGUCGAGAGCGCGGACGAGUACCGCAUCAUGGAGCUGCUCGGGUUCCCGCGGCUGGAGCCCACGGACGAGCAGCGCAACAGGCGCAUAUAG